Messenger RNA from Cottoperca gobio, 3753 nucleotides. RefSeq names its product peroxisome proliferator-activated receptor delta b (gene ppardb). Gene Ontology annotation, biological process: positive regulation of transcription by RNA polymerase II; hormone-mediated signaling pathway; negative regulation of inflammatory response. NCBI's taxonomy places the organism in Eukaryota, Metazoa, Chordata, Actinopteri, Perciformes, Bovichtidae. The record is from RefSeq and is a predicted model, not a curated record. Bases 398 to 1915 code for a protein of 505 amino acids. The transcript has 8 exons. Gene Ontology annotation, cellular component: nucleus. Gene Ontology annotation, molecular function: nuclear receptor activity; zinc ion binding; RNA polymerase II cis-regulatory region sequence-specific DNA binding.
CAUAGCAAAGCAAAGCUAGGAACAACAAGGAGAGAGUCGGGGAGGGAUUAUCAGUUCACUGUGCUUAUCUGCAUGUGAUAUGGAAACGAACGAAAGUGUCUAAAGUGUUUUUCUUUUCUCUUGAGCUCAGCGGUUUGUCAGCCACAUGAAGGCCCGAGUCAACCUAAGUUUAGGUUAGCAGUCUGACGUUAGCUCCCGCUACUAGCUGUGACUUCAAACAACUUGUCAACAGCCGAUCGAUCCUGGACGGGACUGGUUUCGCUAAAUGUUUGUUUUAGCCUGUUUGGCAAUUCCUCGUAACGUAAAAAUCCUCCGAACCAGCGGCACUAUUGGGAGAGUGGAACUAUGAUGGCAACGUGACAGGAGGGGAGCCGCUGAGUCAGCUUUAACAGGAGCCAUGGAAGGAACAGAGCAGCGCGACAGGGUGAACGGCCACUGCAAGUCCAAAUCCCGCCGGGACACGGCUGAUGUCAGGUGGACGCCACCUGGGGGAGAGUCUGGAGGUUCAGACAGCUGUGGGGGGACAAGUGUGUCGGAGUUAACAGACAUGCAAGAGUUAAAGGCCAGGGAAAGUGAGGAUGAGGACGAAAGGAAGGAGAGGAAGGUAGUUCCUACCUCUAAAGGCCUGAAAGGGGACCAGAAGAAAAAAGAGAAAGAGAGUCUGGAUCAGGAGGAGAACAAACACAACAAGCAAAACAGCAGUGCAGCAUCCAGCUACACAGACUUGUCCCAUACCUCGUCUCCAUCGCUGUCAGAACAGCUGCGUCUUGGCCAAGAAGACAGCACAGGGGCUGGGAUCAGCGUGGAGUGUAAGGUCUGCGGAGACAAGGCCUCUGGCUUUCACUAUGGCGUGCAUGCCUGUGAGGGUUGCAAGGGCUUUUUCCGGCGAACCGUGCGGAUGAAGCUGGAAUACGAUCGCUGUGAGCGUUCCUGCAAGAUUCAGAAGAAGAAUCGUAACAAGUGCCAAUAUUGUCGAUUCCAGAAGUGCCUGUCUUUGGGAAUGUCCCAUGAUGCGAUCCGAUAUGGACGUAUGCCUGAGGCAGAGAGGAAGAAGCUGGUGGCAGGCCUGCUUGCAGAGGAAGUGAAUCUCAGUAAACCAGGAGGCUCAGACCUGAAGACUUUGGCCAAACAAGUCAACACAGCCUACCAGAAGAACCUAGUUAUGACCAAGAAGAGGGCCCGCAGCAUCCUAUCAGGCAAAACCAGCAGCACCUCGCCGUUUGUGAUCUACGAUAUGGACACACUGUGGAAGGCAGAAAGUGGUUUGGUAUGGAGCCAGUUAAUUGCAGGUGCGCCCCUGACCAAGGAGAUUGGGGUUCAUGUGUUCUACCGCUGCCAAUGCACCACGGUGGAGACUGUGCGAGAGCUCACCGAGUUUGCCAAGAGCAUUCCAGGGUUUGUGGACCUCUAUCUUAAUGACCAGGUGACUUUGCUGAAGUACGGUGUGCACGAGGCUAUUUUUGCCAUGCUGCCCUCUCUCAUGAACAAAGAUGGACUGUUGGUGGCUAAUGGUAAAGGCUUUGUGACCAGGGAGUUCCUGCGCAGCUUACGAAAGCCCUUCAGUGAGAUCAUGGAGCCCAAGUUUGAGUUUGCUGUCAAGUUUAAUGCUCUGGAGCUGGACGACAGCGACCUGGCCCUGUUUGUUGCUGCCAUUAUUCUCUGUGGAGAUCGUCCCGGGCUAAUGAACGUGAAGCAGGUGGAGCAGAGUCAAGACAACAUCCUCCAGGCCCUGGACCUCCACCUACAAGCAAACCACUCUGACUCAGCCUACCUCUUCCCCAAGCUGCUGCAGAAGAUGGCCGACCUCCGUCAGCUAGUUACUGAGAACGUUCAGCUUGUCCAAAAGAUCAAAAAGACUGAGUCGGAGACCUCGCUCCACCCUCUACUACAGGAGAUCUACAAAGACAUGUAUUAGUAUUCUCCAGCACAGACUGCUUUUAGCAAUACUGUAACAGACUGAAUUUACAUUCAUGAUACUACACUGCAUUCAGUACAAGCACUGUUCCACGUACCGGCAUGGAUUCUAACGUACAGAAGAGGCAAAGUCACGUGGUAGGGCUAACACAAUCAGCAAAGUCUUCUCAAUGUCAGCAUUACCCUCAGCACAGUGAUGUGUGCGUGUGCGUGUGCGUGUGCGUGUGCGUGCGCGUGUGUGUGCGUGUGUGUGCGUGUGUGUGUGUGUGUGUGAUGAGCAUCUGGAAUCAUUUGCUGCAAGUCCUAGUUUCCCACAACGGUCACUUAACAGAGAGAAUGGUUUGUUUUCUCGCCGAGGCUGCUCCUGUUACUUUCUAAUAGCAAAGCUGACCCCAGAGCAGCGUCUAGAGAGCGCUCCUCCUCGCUCACCUCGCCUCUGUGAAGGGAAAGCAUUUCAUGUUCUUAACACCAAUGGCAGAGCUGAAAUAGAAAAGAGCUGUAAAGUUUGAGCUGUGCAAGAGUUUCUUAUGAUGCCAAUGUCUUUGGUAGAGUGAUUGUUCUCAGACUUUUGGUAAAGCUGAAGAUGCACAAACUAGUUUUUGUUUACAUCAUCAUCAUCAUUAUCAUCAAUGACUGCUAUUUUGCCAUUUGGUUAAUAGAACACAAACUGGGCUGGCUCCAGCAGUGUAGAGCUCUCUCAAAGCAGCUGUCUGUGCAAUACCGUUUUUCAAUAAAUGUGGAGAUCCAAGUUAUAUAGGUUUUGUCUUAAAGCCAUCUACCCAAGUGGUAACUAAUGGACUAUGCUGCACAGAUUGUCUCUAAAUUGACACUAUAAACACAUUACCCACUUAAGUACAAGGGACCGCAUGUUUUUAUCUUUCUUUUGACAUGCAAAUGAUCAUGAAUUUGCCAUUUUAAGGUUUUUUCUUAGUUCAUUCUUUGUAAUUAUGUUACUAACCAUUUGUAAUUGUUCAUAUUUGUAAGGGCAAAACAUGAAUUAUUAUCUUGUUUUAUGUUUUAAGUUGAUGUGUUCUUACAUUUUACUGCCUAUUUAGUUUAGGUUGUACCAAAUAUAUCUUCAGGCAUACCAACAAAUGUUUCCUUGAUGAGGAAUUUGGAUUUCACGACUUUAUCAGGAUUUACCUUAAACCAGCAUACUGUACCACAAUGUCAUUGGGAAAAUUAAUGAUGAUUUAGAAAUCAACUUCUAGCCUCUGGUAUCAUAAGUCACUUCUGUAUUCACUUCUAUAAGCACAGUCCUAGAUUAAUACCCUUUUUGUGUACAGUCUGAUUUGUCUUGUUAGGAGAGCCACAAAGUGUAACAGCCUUACAAUACUGUAGACUCACAUUCACAAGUUUCCAACUGUUUUUCUUCCCCUCAUAUUCUUCAGGACUUCUUUCUUCACUGUACUUACUCUAAAUGGACUUCAGUAUGUCAGCACUGCUGCACACAGUCCACCUUCAGAAAUCUCCCCUUGUGCUCUUUAUCUGUCUUGAUCCCUAUCUACCUCUAAUGUAUGAUCUGUGAUACAUUUCCACUGUCAUCUGAUCGCUGACAUUUUUUUUUGCCUUAAUUCCUGCUAUUGGUACACGUUGCAAAUUUGAUAUUGGUGGCUGAUGUGCAGUGUGCCAACAUAGCAAAGGGUGUGGAUGGAAACGAGAAAGUACACCAAAAAGUUUUUGUAAGCUACCUCUAUGCCUGUUUAAGUGAUGGAUUGACAUAUUUGUUCACAAAAACAUGUUAAGACUUGAAUUAAUUUCGUCCUUAUAGUCACAUGUAAUCUAUCUGCAGAUCUAGUUUAGUUACAUCUCACUUAUAAACUUUAUUAGAAAUAUUAA